Molecule: messenger RNA, 1683 nt
Organism: Penicillium alfredii
Lineage: Eukaryota; Fungi; Ascomycota; Eurotiomycetes; Eurotiales; Aspergillaceae
Gene: gua1
Product: GMP synthase (glutamine-hydrolyzing)
Exons: 21
Coding region: 1-1683 (560 amino acids)
Biological process (GO): GMP biosynthetic process
Cellular component (GO): cytosol
Molecular function (GO): GMP synthase (glutamine-hydrolyzing) activity; GMP synthase activity; ATP binding
Source: RefSeq, a predicted model, not a curated record
AUGGCGCCCAACAUUGAGGCUGAAGCGCCUCACAACAACUUCGACACGAUCCUCGUUCUCGAUUUCGGCUCUCAAACAAGCCAUCUUAUCCUGCGUCGUCUUCGGUCUCUCGGUGUCUUCGCAGAGCUGCUUCCGUGCACCACCAAGAUCGCUGAUCUGUCAUGGAAGCCCAAGGGAAUUGUGUUCUCUGGAGGCCCUUCUUCUGUCUACGACGAGGGCUCGCCCCAUGUUGACCCCGCUGUCUUUGAGCUCAACGUCCCGAUUCUGGGUAUUUGCUAUGGUUGCCAAGAGAUCGCAUGGCGCAUCGACCAAACGAAUGUUGCCCGCGGAGAAGCACGAGAGUAUGGCCAUGCCGACGUCAAAAUUGCCAAGGUUAAUAGCAAUGUCGACCGGCUCUUCGCUGGUUUGGGGGAUGAAAUUUCCGUGUUCAUGUCCCACUUUGACAAGCUAGUUAGCCUGCCUAAGGGGUUUGUGAUCAUUGGUGCCACCAAGAACUCAGAGUACGCCGGCAUCGCCCACGAGGAGAAGCCCAUCUUUGGCGUUCAGUUCCACCCUGAGCUCGAACACGUUCGUAUCCCCAAAGGCAUUAUACAUGGAACCACAUCUGACAUUCAGAUCCAGACACCGCGCGGAAGCGAGAUCCUCCGCAACUUCAGUGUUGAUAUCUGCGGAGCGCAACCUAACUGGAAAAUGGGCGACUUCGUCCCUCUCGAGAUCGCUCGCAUUCGCGAUCUUGUUGGUGACCGAGCACUCGUUCUUGGGGCUGUUAGCGGUGGUGUGGAUAGCACUGUCGGAGCAGCCCUCAUGCGUGAGGCCAUCGGGGACCGCUUUAAAGCCAUUCUCAUUGACACUGGAUGCAUGCGUCUCAACGAAUGUGAGGAAGUCAAAGAAACGCUCGGCAAGCACCUGGCCAUUGAUCUCACCGUUGUUGAGGCUGGCGAGCUGUUCAUGAGCCGUCUUGCGGAUGUUUCUGACCCCGAAAAGAAGCGGAAAAUCAUUGGGUCGACUUUCAUCGAUCUGUUCGAGAAAGAAGCUAUUAGGAUCGAGAAAGAAGCGGAGAACACACCCAACACCGGGAAGGUGGAAUGGUUUUUGCAGGGGACGCUGUACCCUGACGUUAUCGAGUCUUUGAGCUUCCGCGGGCCUUCGGCCACUAUCAAGACUCACCAUAACGUCGGCGGUCUGCCUGAGCGAAUGAUGAACGGCCAAGGGUUGCGUCUCAUUGAGCCGCUCAGACUUUUGUUCAAGGAUGAAGUGAGGGCAAUUGGUCGACAACUUGGCAUCCACGAGUCGCUCGUCAACCGGCACCCCUUCCCGGGCCCUGGCAUUGCCAUUCGCAUCCUCGGCGACGUCACCAAGGAGCGAGUAGAGAUCGCCCGCAAGGCCGACCACAUCUUCAUCACCAUGAUCAAGGAGGCCGGACUUUACGACCAGAUCUCUCAAGCAUUUGCCGGUCUCGAUACUAACCGCAGCGUCGGUGUCUUUGGUGAUCAGAGAGUUUGGGGCUACAUUGUGAUUCUCCGCGCUGUUCGUACCAAGGAUUUCAUGAGCGCAGAGGUGUUUAACUUCGAUAACUCCUUCCUCAUGAAUGUUUCGCGCACCAUCUGCAACCAGGUAGAUGGCGUGUCCCGUGUCGUCUAUGAUCUCACCUCAAAGCCUCCUGGCACUAUUGAGCUGGAGUAG